Messenger RNA from Akanthomyces muscarius, 1809 nucleotides. RefSeq lists its product as uncharacterized. The transcript is spliced from 2 exons. Bases 1 to 1809 code for a protein of 602 amino acids. The record is from RefSeq and is a predicted model, not a curated record. Lineage: Eukaryota; Fungi; Ascomycota; Sordariomycetes; Hypocreales; Cordycipitaceae. Gene Ontology annotation, biological process: positive regulation of gene expression.
AUGACGGAGCAGACGCAGACACAAACGCAAACACAAACGCCGCCACUAGCGACGCUUGCUGUCAACAGCAAAGCUCCCAACGGCAGCCAGGCGAAUGGCUCGGCGCACACAAACGGAGCUGCCACUGAUCCCUCCAAGCGACAGGACUCCGGACCGAGCGGCACCUCCAAGGAAGACAGCAAGCCAGCCAAGUCCAAACGACGGCCGCGCGGCGGCUUCGACCCGACCAAGCUUCCCGACGCCCCCCAAGGAUACACCGUCCGCUUCACAUUCCACUCGGCGUCCAACCUGGCGCCCGGCGACAUCAGCUCUGCCGCCUCGGACCCCUACCUGCACGCCACGCUCAAGGUCUCUGGCCUGAAGCGUCACAAGGAGGACCCGGACCUGACGCAUCGCACGCGCACGCUGCGCCGCACCCUCGAGCCCGAAUGGAACGAGCAGUGGACCGUCGCCAACGUGCCGCCGACGGGCUUCACGCUCAAGUGUCGUCUCUACGACGAGGACUCGCCCGACAAGGACGACCGCCUCGGCAACGUCACGGUCCGCAUCCCGCACCUCUUUGAGGGCUGGGAGGGCAUCCCGCCGCCCGGCCGCACGUUCGAGGGCAAGAAGCGCAUGAUGAGCAAGCGCGCGUACCUCAUCAAGACGGUCACGAAUCUGUUUCACUCGCACUCGCACAUGUCGCCGCUGGUCCAGCUCAGCAUCGAGCUGCUCGGCCCCUCGGAUCCGCCACACGGCCACAUGUACACCGUCGGGCCUGCAGGCUGGGUGCAGCACUUUAGUCCCAUGAUCGGGCGACUUGCCGGCACAAAGGUGGACAAGGACAAGAGAGACGAUGGCGAGGCGUCCAGGAAGAAGGAGCAGCAACUUGAUCAAGAGCAAACCAACGGAGAGGGCUCCAGCUCCAGCAAGCAAGCCGACAAAAACCAGCGCUACGAAUUCCGAGCGAAUGAGAUGCAGCUCGUCGGCCCCAUCCCCCCGAAACUGUACCACCGCUUCGUCGCCUUCCGCCCCGUCAUCGGCUCCAUGUUCAUGUCCACCGGCAUCCGCGGCAAGAUCCUCAACAAGGCGCUCCACAAGCAGCAUAACCGCAUCUACAACUUUGACAGCAGCACCGAGUACGGCGAGAUCGAGCCCUGCUCCGAGGCCGCCACUCGGCAGUUCCUCAAGCUCGCGCGCUUCGACGAAGGGGGCAAGGUCUUCACCUACGUCCUCACGCUCGACUCCCUCUUCCGCUUCACCGAGACCGGCAAGGAAUUCGGCAUCGACCUCCUCAGCAAGCACACCAUGCACUCGGACGUCGAGACCUACAUUGCCUUUUCCGGCGAGUUCUUCAUCCGGCGCCUGGAGAAGCCCACCGCCUCCGACGACGCCGACCCCAAGGGGCGAACGCACCCCGACGAGGAGAUCCCCGGCGGCCCGCCCGACGACGCGCCCCCGCAGGACCCCGAGUACUACCAGCUCGUCAUCGACAACGACUCGGGCACGUACCGCCCGGACAAGUCGGUGCUGCCGGACCUCAAGUCCUUCUUCGAGCGCAACUUUCCCGGCCUCGGCGUCGUCACCAUGCACUGGGAGGACGAGGAGCUGCAGGACAUGAAGGACGCGCAGCACGAGGCCAAGAAGAACGAGGGCAAGGUGAUGCGCGGCGUGCUCAACCGCAGCAUGAGCAGCAUCAGCUCGGCCGAAAGCGAGCUCGAGGACCGCCAGCAGAACUGGGACGCGACCAAGAGCAAGCGCGAAAAGGCCCUCGAGGCGAUUGAGCAGCCGAGCACCGUCAAGGAAAAGGCAAAGCAUGUCCUGCACUAA